GUAGUAGUAAUGGGGGGUCAAAAAAUCAAUCAAUAUCCUCCAAGAAAAAGACUUUUGGGAUUUUGAUUUACCGUUAAACUAAACAUCAGCGUUUUGAAUUUCCCUGUGAUUAUGAUCAUUUUGAUCGCUUUUGAUCUUUUCCAUAUUUUUUUUUCCUCUUCUUUGUUACUGUGUAUCUGGGGCCUAGGGAAAAUAGUUAUGAAGUGAAGUCGCUCUCAUUUUGCUCUUGGCUUUGAGUCUCAAGUUUCAACCUUUUUUCCUAUGUUCAUAUCCAUUAAUCAACUUUCCUUAAUUCUUUCUUCACAUGGAGAGAGAAUAAACUUCUUCUGAAAUCGACCCCAAUUCAAACCAUCCCAUUCCAACUUUUAGAAGUCUUGGAAGGAAAGGAAGAGGAAGAGGAAGCGGAAGAGGAAGAGGAAGAGGAAGAGGAGUAGGAGGAGGAGGAGGAGAUCCGAAAAACAUCAACAGCUGAAGAAGAAAGAGUUGUAGAGAAGUUGAUAUGUAGGAUUUUGGCAUUUAAAGCCUUUUGGAAUAUAUUGUCUUUUCAUUCUCUGCCAUUUUUGGUAAUCUCUUCAUACUGCAUUUGUUCAUCCAAGUAUUGGGAUUUGAAUUGAUUUUGCUCAAGAAUUUUGGUGAGGAUGCUGUGCAUCUGGAAAUAUUUUUCUUCUUCCGGGUUUCUUUGAAUUCUUGGUUAUCGUUCGUUCGUUCGUUUGGAUUUGGGUAAAGAAUCGUUUGUUAAUCUUCUGGUCACAGUUUGAAAAUUGGGUUUCUGGAGCAAAACGUAUGGAAGGUUUUACGCGGAUACGGAAAUCUUGGAGAUUUGGCGUUGCCGUUUGUUUCUUACUUUAAUGGAAGUUUUAGAUUUGGAUCACUUGAUUUAGGAGAUUGCAGAGAAAUUUGGGGAAGAUGGCGUCACCUGCUCCAAGUACUCCAGUUGUGGCUGCUAGUCCACCACCACAAGCUUCGACUUCUAGCUCCCCACCAGCGGCUUCUUCUCCUCCAUCUUCUCCUUCAACGACUGCUCCAACAAGUGCAACUACUAACCCGAGUUCCACUGCGAAUCCACCGGCGCCGUCAACUGCAACCCCUACUAACCCAUCAACGCAACCUCCUCAAACCUCUUCCUCACCUCCUUCUACGGCUUCAAUGUCAACCCCGCAAUCGCAACCUCCGGCUACUUCGUCACCUCCACCAACAUCUCCUAUUCUUGCCCCUCCACCAGCUGUGGCGUCGCCGUCAGGUUCCACUGUGCCGCCUGUAUCAUCGCCACCUCCGCCUCAAACUAUCUCACCUUCUCCUCCUCCGCCUGCUGUUAUCACUACUCCUUCUCCGUCCAAUUCACCUCCGCCGCCAGCAGCAAAACCACCGGUAAAUUCUUCGCCUCCUCCGUCCAAUUCACCUCCGCCGCCAGCUGCAAAAUCACCGGCAAAUUCUUCGCCUCCUCCUCCGUCCAAUUCACCUCCGCCGCAAGCUGCAAAAUCACCGGCAAAUUCUUCGCCUCCUCCUCCAUCCAAUUCACCUCCGCCGCCAGCAGCAAAACCACCUGUAAAUUCUUCGCCGCCUCCUCCGUUCAAUUCACCUCCGCCGCCAGCAGCAAAACCACCGGUAAAUUCUUCGCCUCCUCCUCCUAGUCGUACUUCACCUUCCCCAUCUAGUUCAGAUCGAACUCCUCCUCCAAGCUCACAACCACCAACACCAUCACCACCACCACCUCCAAGACGUCAAACGGGGGCACCACCACCUCAUUCCCCUCCCAAAUCUGCUUCUCCCCCUGCUGCUGCUCCUUCUCCAAGGAACUCAUCGACUGGUGGAACUCCAGCGAUUCUAACACCACCCUCACCCUCAUCAGUGCUUCCAGCACCAGCACCUGGGAAGACUAAUUUUAGUCCAAGCACAAAUACUACAACUGGUAACUCCACUUCCAGUGGAGGGAGUAACACUAGUACAGUGCUGGCUAUUGCUCUUGUAGCUACUUUUGUAACGAUUGCUCUUGUUCUCUUUGUUGUGUGUUUGUUGAGGAAACGAAAGAGAAAGACGUCCGGUUACAAUGGUGGCUAUGUUAUGCCUUCACCAUACAACUCUUCCCAGCAAUCAGAUUCAUCCUUUCUCAAGACCCAUUCUCCAGCUCCUCUUGUGGGAAGUGGCUCUGGCAGUAAUUUUAUGGAUUCGCCAACAGAGUCAGGUGGGUUAGGGAAUUCAAAGUCAUGUUUCACAUAUGAAGAACUAGAAGAGAUUACAAAUGGGUUCUCGCCGCAAAAUCUGUUGGGUGAGGGUGGAUUUGGUUCUGUGUACAAAGGAUGCCUACCAGAUGGACGAGAGGUGGCUGUAAAACAGCUGAAGGUGGGUGGUGCACAGGGAGAGCGUGAAUUUAGAGCUGAAGUCGAGAUUAUUAGUCGUGUGCACCAUCGACAUUUGGUUUCACUGGUGGGAUACUGCAUAGCACAGCAUCAGAGGUUACUCGUUUAUGACUAUGUCCCAAACAACACCGUUUACUUCCAUCUUCAUGGGCAAGAUAGGCCAGUUAUGGACUGGGCGACAAGGGUUAGGGUCGCUGCUGGUUCAGCUCGUGGAAUAGCAUAUCUCCAUGAAGACUGCCAUCCCCGGAUCAUUCAUAGGGAUAUUAAGUCUUCAAACAUUCUUCUGGAUAACAACUUUGAAGCUCAGGUUUCGGAUUUUGGGCUUGCAAAGUUGGCUCUUGACACAAACACACAUGUAACAACACGUGUCAUGGGAACCUUCGGAUACAUGGCUCCAGAGUAUGCAUCAAGUGGCAAAUUGACCGAGAAGUCAGAUGUUUACUCUUUUGGAGUUGUGCUUUUAGAACUAAUUACGGGCCGCAAGCCUGUGGAUGCAUCUCAGCCAUUAGGAGAUGAGAGUUUGGUUGAGUGGGCUCGGCCGUUGCUUAGUCAAGCGCUUAAUAGUCAAGACUUUGAAGGGUUGGCAGACCCAAGGCUUGAAAAUAACUAUGUAGGAGAAGAGAUGUUCCGGAUGAUUGAGGCAGCUGCAGCAUGCAUCCGUCAUUCAGCUGUGAAGAGACCUCGAAUGGGGCAGGUGGUACGGGCUUUGGACUGUGUAGGAGACUCUGCAGAUCUGUCAAAUGGAAUGAGACCAGGCAAAAGCGAAGUCUUUGAUUCUGCACAGCAAUCUGCAGAGAUCAGAAUGUUUCAGAGGAUGGCGUUUGGCAGUCAACACUACAGUUCAAGUUUUUUAAGCGAAAAUAGCUGGAGGAGUAGAGAAUAUGGGAGAAGCCAAGAAGAUGGAACUAGCAGAGAAUAUGGGGGAAGCCUAGAAGAUGGGACAAGCAGAGAAUAUGGGAAGAGCCAAGAAUAUGGGUUGUAAAGAGAGAGAUCCAGUUGACAGCAGUUCAGGGAUGGGCAAGAGGAGCUUAAGGGACAAUAAGGUUGCUUGCAGGUCGGUCGUUGUAAAUUUUUUUUUUUGGGUGUAAAUGUGGAAAGGAUCUAAUACAAAUGUUUGGCCUUGGACCCAGCCAAAUUGAGUGCUGGGACUUGGAUAUUUGAGAUCAUUCAAUCAGGUUGAUUCGAGGCAUCCAGUUGCA
This is a messenger RNA of Macadamia integrifolia, 3556 nucleotides long. Its product is annotated as proline-rich receptor-like protein kinase PERK9. Gene Ontology annotation, molecular function: ATP binding; protein kinase activity. The coding region runs from base 907 to 3339 and encodes 810 amino acids. The transcript has 8 exons. Lineage: Eukaryota; Viridiplantae; Streptophyta; Magnoliopsida; Proteales; Proteaceae. Gene Ontology annotation, biological process: protein phosphorylation. The record is from RefSeq and is a predicted model, not a curated record.